UUAUAUUUUAUGCCCAUUUUUUUCAUGAUAAAAAUCCACAUUUUUCUUAAUAGUCCUAUAUUGCUUUCCUUAAUUAGCUUCAAUUGGGAGGUAGUGUAGUGGUUACCUGCAAUGGAUGUACGAGUGGAUUUUGAUGAUAUUGAAAUUGCAGAAGAUGCUGGUGAUUCAGAUAUUUCAGAGGAAUCACUCAUUACUGUUCCUGAUCCAAUUGUUGUGAAAGGUUCUGGUCACUUGACAGUAUUUGGUCUCAGCAAUCGAUUUGAGAAUGAGUUUCCUGGAGCUUUGAUAGGAAGAAUUGCUCCAGAAGAAUUCCGGGCCACAGUCAACAGAAUAAACUCAAUAUUAAAGAAAAUGGUUCCUCUAAAUUUCAAAUGGUUGAUUAUAGGAUGUCUAUGUUGCUGUUGUACGUUAGGCUGUUCUGUUUGUCCUGUCGUCUUCUUGAAUAAACGAUCAAAACUUGUCAUCAGAAAAGCAUUAGAUCAUGAAAAUAGGCAAUUAUAUCAUAAGCUUGGUCUUCAUUGGAAAUUAUCAAAGGAACGACAUAGUAACACUGCAAUGUUAGAAUAUGUUCUUUUGAUAGAAUUUAUACCUAAGAUUCCAGUUUAUCGUCCAGACUAAGUUCAUUUGCAAUCUGUACUUUUGUAAGAAGCUUACCUAAUGAAAAUGACAUUGAAAAUGACAGAGGAAUGAAAUUCCAUAAAAAUCAUAGUGGAUAAAGUAAGGAUGAUGGAUAAGAUACAAUACGUAAAGAUACAAUAAGAAGGAACUAUCUUACACACACAAUGUUGGGUACUCUCGUAGUGUGUGUACCAGGUUAGGGUUAGGCCAUAAUUUUAUUCCGAUUUACCUUAUUUUAGUUCUAUUACGAGUUUCGGGUACUGUCUGUGUUAGCCAAUGAUUAUAACCCCUGCCCAUAGGUUUCAGUCCCUUUACACAACUUGAUCUAAAAUAGGCGAGCAAAAUUAGUUAUCUCCAUAAUGGUACACACAUUCCUUGAGCGCCCAAUGUUAUACUUUGUUUAUUUUUACUACGUCCUCAUUUUCGUCUUAUUUUUGUUUUAUUAUAUUGUAGCGUCUGUGAAAGCUUGGUGUGGUUAUAAAUCUGAACUAAAAUUCUUGAGUUAUCUUUAUGUCAUUGAACUCUGUUGCUAUUAGUUACAUUCAUUCUUUUCAUUUGGCACAGUGAAAUUCUUGGUUGUUCAUUAUGAUGAAGAUUGAUUGCAUAUCUGCAUAUAUUGAUAUUUUAUGUUUCAAAUUUUUCUCAUUUUGAUUAAUACUUAUUAAUAGUACUCUAAUUCUAAUAUAUCCUGCAAGAAGCAAAUUUAGUAGGAGGAGUUUCUAUAUCUAAAUGUUCAAAAUUUAUUUCGAGUAAUCGGGGUAGAUCAUUGAGAAGCAAAAUUGUGGCCAAUGUCAAUUUUUUUCUUGUAUUCAUUUCAGUAACGGCAGAUAAAAUUAAUAAAACUAAAAAACAGUCAUUUCGUAAUUCGAUCGCUUAUAUGACAAUCCUGUAACUAUUUCUAAAAAGAAGAAAAGGUCGUUCCUCUUGCAUAGUUAAAUAAAUCAUAUCGCUACAGUUUUCCGAAUUAUUAAUAAACUGUUUUCCUCAUUUGUUUAUUUUCAUAAUCAAAUUUUAACCUCUUUCUUUAAUUUGAACGUAUUAAUAUUGCUGUGGCACCUCCUUUUUCAUUAUUUUUUUCAUCUUCAUUAUGUUUUUGAUGGGAAUUUCAACUAUAAGUUUCACAGGUUUCAAUUGAGUUUAUCGUGACUUUGUCAAAGUGAAAAUACCUUUAAUAUCCAGCAUUAUUUUACUAUAAUAUCUCCUGGAUUAAGACCACCCGAAUGCUUGGUAAGAGAAUUUUCCUCUUUUUUUUUCUGUCCCGUAGGUUGGUAGAGAUAGAUUUCUUUCAAUUCUAUUUUCUGGAAUAUGCUUGAAUUUUAUUUUUAUCCUUUACUGAACCUGCGGAAAAUUCACCAACAUUUGCUAGUAAUUGAAAUGGGAUUUUAUUCCAAACUUUGUCUCCAAUAGAUUUAUGCUCUGUCUGCAUAUCUGUGUUCACUUGAUUCAAGUACUAAAAUUCAUUAAAAGAUGUCAGCCAUUUUUGUUGCGAUUUUUUUUACCUGAAUAUGGUUCGUAUCUCAGUUGGCAUCUUUGUUGGGUAAGGAGUACUCUUCACUAUGAGUACCCACUAUUGUACCAAAUUUUAAUAAUUUGUGUUGAUCGUAAUUAAUUUUUUACUAUGAGGUUUGGCAUAAAUUAUGAUUUCUUAGCAAAAAUAGAAAGGAAAUUUUAAUAAUUUGAAUUUCUAAGAAGACAUUUUGCUUCUAACGGCACAAAAUUUAAUCCAAGCGGAAAUGUUGCGUAGAUCUCGUAUAACAGCUAACAUUGUUUAAUGAAUAUUGCUUAAAAGAUAUAACCUUAGGACACUGUGCUUACUCAUCUCCAUCCCAUCAUCACUGUUUUUAUGGUACGCAAAAAUCCUUAAUAUUUUGUAUUAAGAACUAACUCCAUAUCCUGAAAUAACAUUAUUUUGUAAUUUUAGAAAUAACUCAGAAAAUUUGGCUUACUGGUAGUGGUACUUUCUAAAACAAACUGUUACAGCUGAACUAAUAAGUACUUUUUCAUUUGCCUACCUGACUAAAUCAAUUCAAGAUUUCAUUAAGUUACAUACAAAAUUAAAAAGGUUAAGGUUGUUAGAUUAGUAUUUUAUUAUUCACAUAUAAUUGUUUUAAUGCUGUGAAGCGUGAAGACACUCAAUGGAGUUUUCAUGUCUUUGUGUUCUCAAAAAUAAAUCAUAACAGUAACAUCAAUAACGAGCGUAAUAAACUUUUGAUAUGCCCACUUUACAAAGAUUGUUACAAUGAUUUGUCCCUUCAUAAACCUUUGACCAAUUUUAUAUAUUUCAAUUCACAUUCUUUUAUUAGGCCUCUUUCAAUUGCUGAGAAGAAAUCAUACUCACAAAAUCACCCCCCCCCCCUCCCAAAAAAAGACAAUGGAUGGUCAGAGUCUAAUUUUGUCUGGAUGAUAAAUUUAAUAGGGUAAAUUUUUAUAUGUGCGGAACCUUCCAUGACAUAUUUUUGGUUGGUUUUCUGUGAGUGGAUUUCCUAUAGCACUAUGAUAAAAACUCUGCUUUCAUCUUCUGGAUUGCUUAUUACAAAACUGAAGGCGUGCGAAUUACUAUUUUGAUCAUUUUCUUUUCUGGUCCUGUUUACUUCAUUUGUUUAUAUUGGUCUCUCUCGUCUGCAUUUAUAUUCUUCUGUUUGACACAAUUUUGAUACCUUUGCCAAUACUCAUAAUUGAAAUUCGAGAAAUAUUGAAUUUAACCUCUGUUAGAGUAUCGUUAACUCAAGUAAAAUUCCUCCUGCUGUAUCUCUGAUUGUAGAGUGAUUUUGUACAAAUACGUUUUUUGUUCGGCUUACCACCUGUUAGCCUCGUUGAACUCCUUCAAAUUAUUCCUUACGGUCACUGUUUAGGUUAAUUAAAAAAUAGGCAUUCGGUGUAGAUGUGGUUCAUAACAGGGUGGCACCCAAAUUGAUGUUGAUAAAUAUGGGAACCUAUUGGUCUCUUCAAAACCCUGGUCUCCAUCUAUAUGUCGAAUGUACGUUAUUUUCGUUCUUCUCUUGGAAUGAAAUCUUUGUUCGCACCUGUAUUUUGAUGUUUUAUUUUUUUUUUUUUUAAAUAAAUUAUUGAAUUUUUUCAUA
Molecule: messenger RNA, 3698 nt
Organism: Styela clava
Lineage: Eukaryota; Metazoa; Chordata; Ascidiacea; Stolidobranchia; Styelidae
Product: cysteine-rich hydrophobic domain-containing protein 2-like
Source: RefSeq, a predicted model, not a curated record